This is a messenger RNA of Homalodisca vitripennis (glassy-winged sharpshooter), 4691 nucleotides long. It is a transcript of the gene Pgant5, whose product is annotated as polypeptide N-acetylgalactosaminyltransferase 5. Lineage: Eukaryota; Metazoa; Arthropoda; Insecta; Hemiptera; Cicadellidae. The record is from RefSeq and is a predicted model, not a curated record. Gene Ontology annotation, cellular component: Golgi apparatus. The coding region runs from base 241 to 2070 and encodes 609 amino acids. The transcript is spliced from 12 exons.
GAAGAAGAAGCAACAGCAGAAUCUUUCAGAAUCAGGUGUGCCGUGAAUGUGAUGGGUAUGAUGCGGUUGACACGUAAAUAAUUUGUUUCUCAAUGCUUUGAAUGAAAUUUUGUAAUUUAUUUGUGUUUUGUAAAUAAAAUCAUAUGCAAAAUCACCUCCAAAUUUAAUGUCCCACGGAAGGCUGUGAUGGUGCCAAGACUACCCCGACAUAUCCUCAGGUUGUGAUGUAGUGUAGUGACCAUGUUCCGGACCAAAGUGCGUAUCCAUACAUGUAAGGUGAUCUUGGUGACAUCACUGGUGUGGUUUCUCGUGGACGUGGUGGUGCUGACGUUCUACUCGGAUUGUGUGGGGCGUGGUGGGUGGGGGCGGGGGUGGUGUGGUGUGCCCGAGCCUCCUACCCCACAGGCUCUAGUGGCCACCAGUAGCGGGGAGACGGCCACCAGCAGCAAGGGGCGGGGCAAUCUCCAUGAGCUCAUGCGAGACCGUGGCAAGAAGACCUACUCCCCGUGGGAGCUGAUGAAGUGGAAACCUGCCCCCUCUGUCAAAGAACAGGUUGGCAAACCUGGAGAGCUGGGCAAGGCAGUCAACAUCCCAGCUGACCAGGAGAGCAUCAUGAAGGAGAAGUUCAAGUUGAACCAGUUCAAUAUCCUAGCAAGCGACAUGAUCUCACUCAACCGUUCUCUGCAGGAUGUCCGGCAAGAAGGAUGCAAGGACAAGACAUAUCCCAGCUUGCUACCCACCACGUCUAUUGUGAUAGUGUUUCACAACGAGGCAUGGUCUACCCUUCUACGUACCGUAUGGAGUGUCAUCAAUCGUUCUCCGAAACCUCUCCUCAGGGAGAUCAUACUGGUUGAUGACGCCAGCGAGAGAGAACACCUGGGCCAGCAGCUGGAGGACUAUGUGGCUACGCUGCCAGUCACUGUCAAAGUGUUACGGACUGAGAAAAGGUCCGGGCUAAUCCGAGCCCGGUUGCUGGGAGCCAAGCAUGUCAGGGGUCAAGUCAUCACCUUCCUGGACGCUCACUGUGAAUGUACCGAGGGUUGGCUGGAACCUCUGCUGUCUAGAAUAGCCAUGGACAGAAAAACUGUGGUGUGCCCCAUCAUCGAUGUGAUAUCGGAUGAGACCUUCGAGUACAUCACAGCCUCGGAUAUGACAUGGGGAGGGUUCAACUGGAAGCUUAACUUUAGGUGGUACCGGGUGCCCCAGAGAGAGAUGGCAAGGAGAGGUGGUGACAGGACAGCACCACUACGCACUCCCACCAUGGCAGGAGGGCUGUUUUCCAUAGACAAGGAUUACUUCUAUGAGUUGGGGGCGUAUGAUGAGGGCAUGGAUAUUUGGGGUGGAGAGAACCUGGAGAUGAGUUUUCGGAUCUGGAUGUGCGGGGGGGUGCUGGAGAUCUGCACCUGCUCGCACGUGGGCCACGUGUUCCGCAAGUCCACCCCCUACAGCUUCCCUGGCGGGACCAGCAAAGUGGUCAACCACAACAAUGCCCGGCUGGCCGAGGUGUGGCUUGACGACUGGAAACACUUUUACUACAGCAUUAACCCAGGAGCAGCUAAUGUGGACGUGGGAGAUGUGACAGAACGAAGGCAACUACGAGAACAACUCGGUUGCAAGAGUUUCCGUUGGUAUCUGGAAAACAUUUACCCAGAGUCCCAGAUGCCACUUGAUUACUUCUACUUGGGAGAGGUAAGAAAUGCAGAAACCCAGAACUGCUUGGACACAAUGAGCCGCAAAAGUGGGGAGAAUGUCGGCAUGAGCUACUGUCAUGGAUUGGGUGGCAAUCAGGUGUUUGCUUACACCAAGCGGCAACAAAUCAUGUCGGAUGACAACUGUCUCGACGCGUCUCAACACGAUGGUCCUGUCAAACUGGUCAGGUGUCAUGGCAUGGGUGGCAACCAAGCCUGGAUUUACAGUGAGAAGGAGAGAACAAUAAAGCAUGUGAACACAGAACAGUGCCUGCAGAAACCAGAGCCGCGCAGCCCAUCCACACCACUCCUGCGCAACUGUGACAGCAGCAUAGGUCAGGAGUGGAUCAUGAAGAGUAAAUUCAAGUGGCAGGCUUCGUAGACAAGCCACAAUCCAACGCUCCCCCAGGCAUAGAACUACAGACAGAUUCUACAAGAGCCAUUCCUCCCUUUCGCCAAAUAAAAUUACAACACAUCAGAAUGGCGUUGUCAACUCAAGAGAAAAUGUCGGAAAGAUGAAUUGCUUUUUUUUAUUGUAGUUUUAUUAUACCAAUACAUAAAUUUUCUUAAAUUUUGCAACAUGUAACAAAUCAGGAGUUAAUUGAGGAGUCAGUGCAAAAAUAAAUGCAAUAAGUAAAAUAUUUGUAUAUUUACAAUGUUUGAAAAUUUUAAUUUUAAGAGUUAUUUUUUUAUUACGUUUUACUUCUUGAUGCCUCAAUUAGCUGAAUUUGAAUAUGAUUAUAUCAAAUACUAAAUAGAUAUUAUCAGUCUAAAAUCGUAUUUUGGUAAAAAAUAACUGUAAAAAUUAAAUAAAUAUUUAUCAUGAGCUUUUUAAAAAUAGGAAUUUUUUAUAGUUAAUACAUUUGUUGAUAUAUAUUUAAAUAGGUAACUCUUUGUUUGUUGUGAUUGAUGACAACAGGCAGGAAUACCACACACCAUUCUACCAAUUAUGAGUGUUGGAUUGUGAAUAUUUAUGAAAAAAUGCCUUACAUUACAAAAACGCUAACAUCGUUGGCAGGCAGUUAUGAGAGAUGAACUCCUCCUAUGUUUGGUAUGUGUCAAUGUACGUUAUGUUAUGUAUGUGGUAUGUGCUCCUUUAGUUUUAUACAAGAAUCACCCCUGCCCUUCCCUCCUCCUACAUAUCACUUUGGCCUUUGGCCUUUAAACCGUGCAAUCUUGUACACUUGUUAUAAAUUACAUGAACAAAUUUUUACUUAAAUGGCUUGUAUCAUAUCUUGGAUGUACUUAGAUUGUGAUGUAUCAGUAUUUUGUUAUAUAUCUUAAAUGGAAAUUGCAAAGUUUAUGAAUGUUUUUAUCGGUAGUUUUGUGUGUGUUGCUAUAUUUAUACCAUCAGUAUUUUAAAUGUCUUUUGUAUGAGAAAACAUCGGAAUGGUGAACCUUGACUGCAGUUUUUCUUACUCCCAUUCCACAUCAUAAGACUUUUUGUAGUAAUUUUUGGGAUAUUUAAUUGCAUAAUACACCUUUUUGUUAAUAUGUAUAAAAGUGUUUAAGAUUUAUUUUUUAAUUUUAAUUUUUGUGCCACUUGCAUUUAAUAUGUCUUCAUCCUUGAGACAUAACUCGUUUGCAGUCUUAAUAUUAUAAUGCUAUAAAUUAAGACAAUACAAUGCUACUAAUGUUUCAAUUUAAAAAUUGUUCAUAUAUUAUCGUAAAUUUACAUUUGUAAGUAUCGUACUUGUAUUUGAAGUUUGCAGACCUGCGUUACACUGUUGAGGGAUGCAGUCUGGUACCAAACUUGUAACCAGUAGCUACAAACUUUUUCGAAAUUUUGCAGAUUCUAGUUUCGUGCUAACUUAAUGUACACAUUACAAAGUGCCUUCGCAUAUUGCCAUAACAAAGAAACAUAAUAUCUUGCUUUAACCUCGGUUUAUUUUAUCAAAUUUUUUAAAAUAUUUAUUUUAGAGCUUAAAAAGCGAGGGAUAAUCAUGUUGGUUGUUUAGGAAGAACAUAUCUAUGGAACUGAUGAAAUUGUUUCGUUGUAGUUGUUGCUUAGUUUAUUUUAUAAAAACUAUUUAUUUUAUUAAAUCUGUACCACAGAGAAAUGAUUUUAUCAAAUGUCAUAUCCACUGUUUGAAAUAUGAAGCUCAAUUUGUUGUAAUUUAUACAAAUUAAAUGUUACUUUUACUUUUGGCAUGGUUAGUGUAGUACCCGGUGACCUUUCAUCAUAUAUUAUUCUCAUAAUUCAGAAUGUAAAUGGCUUUGUAUUAUUACAGAACAAUUUGUAACUAACAGUUAAUUGCAAUAUUCACUUUUUCAGAGGAGAUAAAUCUCCCGAUUUGCUAUAUUGACUUGUGAAGAAAUAAAAUAGCUAGUUUUAUGUUGUGAUAAAUUUUUAUUUAAAUACAUUGUUUGAUUUAUGUUAGCAAAGUUUUUCAAUAUUUUAUGGUUGUGUAAUUUUUACUCUAGUUGGUUAAAAUCAUGCUGGAACAUCUUGUAGUUUUAACUUUUUGAUUCUCAUUAAAUUUGUAAACUAAUAAAAUGUGAUAAGUAAUGAAUCAAGAUUUUGUUGAAUACAACAGCUCUCUACUAGAUCAAAUCUGUCAAUAGAUAUAUCAAUUCGUGUGAGGUGUAUUAAUAUUUAAAGUCAAAAGGAACGCAAAUAGUAUAAAUGUUAUUCAUUGAACAAAAGUAAAGCUAAACACUAUUAUAAAGUUUGAAUUUUUAUUGAAAACACAAAAAUGGAUCUGUGAUAAUUCUGUUGAACAUAAUUUAUUUAUUUUUUAUCGUUAAACUCUAUGAAGCACAUGUAGUAGCAACAGUGUCUAUGUUAUAUAUAUUUGAAGAACGUUGAACCUCUUCCCGAAAGUAAGUAAGUACUUAAUAUCAUAUAUGAGCGCAAUAUAUUUAUAUGGAGUAACACUUUUUGUAUGUUAACCCUUAAAUGUAAUAAAGUAACUAGGAGAUACUGUAUGUACUUUGACAUUCCUUAGAAAAAAUGUUGUUUUUUUAUUAUGUAUAUAAAUAAGACACUUGUUACUUUUUAAA